AUGCCAUCUGUGACUGUGAGGUGGGCCUGCGGUAUCCAACGCCUGUUUAUCAUUGUGCAUCUCACUGGCCUGUCCAAGGUCACCCCCUCUUCCCAGAAUGGAUUGCUCCAGGUACAUCAGAGGAUAGUCAGUUGGCUGUGGUCCCCCACUUUAUCCCCCUCCUCCCCUAUAAACACAACACUGUGCUGCUUUCCCACCAGUCUCCAAACAAACGCUCCAGCUCAUCUAUUUUUUAUCUUCUGACAGACGCAAUUAUUCUUUACACGCCGUGCUCGUUAAUCUUAAUGCCGUUAUUACUAUUCAUUGCCAGGCAUUUUUUUCUUCUGCCUCUUAUUUCAAUUGAGGAUCCUUCCAUGCUGGUCGGUCUGCUGACACUCACAGGCCAUUGGUCCAAUCAGAGCGGCCGACAGCAGAGUUAAUGAAUGCAAGAGGAGAGCCGGGGAGGGGACAAGGGCAGUAACUCAAUAUGUGACCUGUUGUAUCCAGUUAGCAGUGACAUUUGGUGUCAGGUAUCAGUUAUCCACAAUAACCAAUCAGUUAUUGGAAUGGGUGCCGAUGAUGUGUCAGUUGAAUAAUGUUAGAAACACAUGACACAUGUUAUGAUGCUGUUUUCAAUUUCACAAUUCAUAUGAAUGUUAUAGACAGAGGAAAUGCUAUACACUGUGUGUGUCACCAAUCUCUCUCUCUACUUCCUCUCUCUCUCCCAUGCACACACACACACACACACACACAUACACAUACACAUACACAUACACUUACACACACAUACACACACAUACUCAUGGGCAGACAUACUCACGGGCAGACAUACAGACACUAACAUACACAUCACUGCUCUUUCGGCUGAUGUCAACAGAAAUCCUCUAUACUAAUGGCUCAUUCUUCAUAUUUUGUUAUGAUUUGGCUUUUGUUUUUACUGUAAAGUCAGCAAGAGUAUAAAUUCCCAGCUGCUAAACAAGAUAGCUAUCAUUAUAGUUGUAAUGUGUCUGGACUCAGCUUCACUAGUGUAUUUUUGACAUUUAUUGUGUGUUUACAUAUAUUUUAGAGGCUAUUUCUACAGGAAAUUUGUUGAAAACCCAUAUGAACUAUAUUUAUGAUAAUAUAACAAUAUUUUAGGUUGACAAUAAUUCUAUUACACAAUUUCUGAUAUAGAGCAUCACAUGCCUUUGUUUUAGAGGAUUAUGCCUCUAAAAACAGUGACAGUUUCCAUGACUGCAUUGGCUCUCUAGAGCUACACCUCUCUCCUCAUCUCUCCUGAUCUCUCCUCAUCUCUCUUGGUCUCUCCUCAUCUCUCCUGGUCUUUCCUCAUCUCUCUUGGUCUCUCCUCAUCUCUCCUGGUCUUUCCUCAUCUCUCCUGGUCUCUCCUCAUCUCUCUCUCACUCUCCUGGUCUCUCCUCAUCUCUCCUGGUCUCUGCUCAUCUCUCCUGGUCUCUGCUCAUCUCUCCUGGUCUCUCCUCAUCUCUCUUGGUCUCUCCUUAUCUCUCAUGGUCUCUCCUCAUCUCUCCUGAUCUUUCCUCAUCUCUCUUGGUCUCCUCAUCUCUCCUGAUCUCCCCUCAUCUCUCCUGGUCUCUCUUCAUCUCUCCUGGUCUCUCCUCAUCUCUCUUGGUCUCUCCUUAUCUCUCAUGGUCUCUCCUCAUCUCUCCUGAUCUUUCCUCAUCUCUCUUGGUCUCCUGAUCUCCCCUCAUCUCUCCUGGUCUCUCCUCAUCUCUCCUGGUCUCUCCUCAUCUCUCCUGGUCUCUCCUCAUCUCUCCUGGUCUCUCCUCAUCUCUCCUGAUCUCUCCUGGUCUCUCCUGGUCUCUCCUCAUCUCUCCUGGUCUUUCCUCAUCUCUCCUGGUCUCUCCCUCAUCUCUACUCAUCUCUCUUGGUCUCUCCUCAUCUCUCCUGGUCUCUCCUCAUCUCUCCUGGUCUCUCCUCAUCUCUCCCUCAUCUCUCCUCAUCUCUCCCUCAUCUCUCCUCAUCUCUAUCCCUCACUCUCCCCCCUGUGUGAGUGUCUAUGACUCUGAGGCGGCGUUUGAACCUUGCUGUUUGUAGCUGUCGCUGUGAGAGGAGGAGCUUGGCCCUGUCGCCAGGAGCGUAGCCCUGAGACUGGCGCUCCAGGUGUUUGCUCUGCCUCCUCCCCUCUCUUUACUCACACUCCUCCCUCAGGAUCACCCAUCCCUCUCUCUCUCUCGCUCUCGCUCCAUCUCUCCUGAAUAACACAGUACCCUUCAUCUGAUCAGGGAGCUCACUUACUUUGUGUGAAGGUGCUGAUCUGAAUGCACUCGUGUGUGUGUGUGUGUGUGUGUGUGUGUGUUGAAUGUUUGUUGGGCCCUAGGCAGCGCAGAGAUCUGCAUCAGCUGAAACAUUGGGGCAACAGUGCAAGCUAGUGGUGACAAAAUACUACUGCAUGGUACAGGUUCAAGGACCAGGUACACAAAUUCCAUCAUGGCAUUGUGACUUCAUUGCAUAAUGAACAUUCUUGUAUUGAAGACUCCUUGGCCUGCGAGAUUGUAAGUGUAGUACAUAUUGAAGUCCGUUACUUAUUUCCUUUGGCUCCAUGGUUGUAAGAAUAGAGUGUUAUUGACCGCUGUGAGUUGACCCUAUUCUAUUAAAAUAAUAUUACUUUCCCCUUGUAUCUCUCUAUAUAUAUAUACAUUGGCAGACACCUGAGAGAGAGAGGCUUAUGGAGGCCUGUAAGGUAUUGAGGGGAUUUUUAUAAUAACUGUGCUGCUGAGUACAUUCCAUCAGAAGAUGAGGGAACUCGGAGAGCUAUGUGUGUGUGCUGUGUUUGUGGCGGUAUCGAAAAUGAAAGCUCCUUUGGGCAGGACGAGAUUAUGCACAAGUGAUUAAUAAGAGCAGUAAUAAACAAAGGCCCAGGAGAUGUUUGAGGUGCUUAAUAAUGCAUUAUGUUCAUAAAAGAGCUGGGCCUCUCCAAUGGAUCCCCGUAGAGCAGGAGACCCCAGAGGGACCGGCAGAGUGUGUGCUCAGAACAGAGAGGAAGUGUGGGUGGGCAUGUGAGUGUGUGUUCGGCGAGAGACAUAUACACUGCAUGACCAAAGGUAUGUGGACACCUGCUCGUCGAACAUCUCAUUCCAAAAUCAUUGGCAUUAAUAUGGAGUUGGUCCCCCCUUUGCUGCUAUAACAGCCUCCACUCUUCUGGGACGGCUUUCCACUAGAUGUUGGAACGUUGCUGCGGGGACUUGCUUCCAUUCAGCCACAAGAGCAUUAGUGAGGUCGAGCACUGAUGUUGGGCGAUGAGGCCUGGCUCGCAGUCGGUGUUCCAAUUCAUCCCAAAGGUGUUCGAUGGGGUUUCUGUUUGGACCUCGCUUUGUGCACGGGGGCAUUAUCAUACUGAAACAGGAAAGGGCCUUCCCAAAACUUUUGCCACAAAGUUGGAAGCACAUAAUCAUCUAGAAUGUCAUUGUAUGCUGUAUCAUUAAGAUUUCCCUUCACUGGAACUAAGGGGCCUAGCCAGAACCAUGAAAAACAGCCCCAGACCAUUAUUCCUCCUCCACCAAACUUUACAGUUGGCACUAUGCAUUCGGGCAGGUAGCGUUCAAUGGCGGUGAGCUUUACACCACUCCAGCCAACGCUUGGCAUUGUGCAUGGUGAUCUUAGGCUUGUGUGCAACUGCUUGGCCAUGGAAACUCAUUUCAUGAAGCUCCCAACGAACAGUUCUUGUGCUGGCGUUGCUUCUAGAGGUAGUUUGGAACUCGGUAGUAAGUGUUGCAAUCGCGGACAGACGAUUUUUACGCGCUACAUGCUUCAGCACUCGGCGGUCCUGUUCUGUGAGCUUGUGUGGCCAACCACUAUGUGGCUGAGCUGUUGUUGCUCCUAGACGUUUCCACUUCACAAUAACAGCACUUACAGUUGACCCGGGCAGCUCUAGCAGGGCAGAAAUUUGAUGAACUGACUUGUUGGAAAGGUGGCAUCCUAUGAUGGUGCUACGUUGAAAGUCACUGAGGUCUUCAGUAAGGCCAUUCUACUGCCGAUGUUUGUCUAUGGAGAUUGCAUGGCUGUGUGCUCGAUUUUAUAUGACUGUCUGCAACGGGUGUGGCUGAAAUAGUCUAAUCCACUAUUUUGAAGGGGUGUCCACAUACUUUUGUAUGUAUAGUGUGUGUAUAUAAUGGUACGACUGACACUCAAGCUCUGAAGUCUACAUGACUUCAGUUUUUGUGUUUUUUCAUAAUUUUUUGUGAUUGUUCACUUAACAGUUAUUUUGUUAUUGCUUAUUGGUUUUGUAAUGAAAAAAGAAAAUAUGAAUGCUAACUCUACCAAUUAAAGUGGUACGGUUAGUUUUUUGUUUAUGUAUAUUUCUAAGAGCGUCUUUUGACAUUGUUGUAGAGACGCUGGUUAUUGAUGUAAUGCCAUCUAUGUCCUUCAGUCUGCCAGACAAAGGCAUGUGUGGAACACAUACAGCAGAGCAUGUUAAAGAGUGUCUCUUUCAGCUUGUCUGUCAGUGAAAGACUAUUCUUUCACCAUUACUUUCUCUCUCGCUCUCUUUCUGUUUCUUUAUCUUUCACUCCUUCACUCUCUCUUGUUCUGUUCUCUGAAUAUCAAGUGCGUAUUACUGAAAAGACAGCACAGAAACCUAUUGUUUUUACUGUAGAUUUUUGUAUUUUUAUAUAGGUUGUCAAAGUUAAUAUUUUGUUAAAUGGUUUUAUUGUAGCUACAAAAAUCAAUAUAAUCUAUGUUGAAACAAGGAAAGAUAUUAAAUAAUUGUACCUUGUGAGUGGAAGGUUUGCAGUUGUUAAAAGAAUAGAUUACUUUGUAAAGACUAUUAGACUUUAGUCAAUAAAAGUGUCCCCACACGGCUGCUUUGGAUGCAGACUCCCAUACUCUAUAAGUAUAAUUUUUUGUUACUUUUGAUUUAAUUAAGAAAAGCUAACCUUUUUCAAAGGUAGCCAUUUUGAUGGUGCACUUUGUCUUUGAAGGUUGAACAAAGGACUAACAGAUCAGUCAACCUAGUUUCGGUCCAUGACAAUACACUCUUCAUUUACAGUGUUACAGUUUUUUGCAACAGCAGGAAAUAAUGUUUUUGGACCUUGAAGACCACUCAUAGAGAAAAAACAAAACAAAAAACAAGACUGUUUUGAAUGAAAAUAAAAAAACCUUGAAGCACAGCCUUAUAAAUUAAUUUGUUCGUGUUGUAUGAUGGGAACACAGCUGGCCUCAUUAACACGCGCACAACAAAUAAUUAUAGUUUUUUUUCCUCUCUCCAGCCAGCCAAUGCUUGGCUAAUGGGCUUGCUGGGUUAAUUAUGUCAGAGCGUAAUUACACAGGGCCCAGGGAGACGUAGUGGUGCACCACGCUGAGCCCACACCGCCUAAUGAUGGUGUAUUGCUGACAGGGCCAAGAUGGACCGCCCCAACACACCUGCUUGUCUUGGCUCACGCCACCCUCGUCCACUCCCACUCACCACCACCGCCCACCCAUACACACGUUUGGGACCUGUCUGUCCCAUUGUCCCACCAGACACAGUCUCUAUGUGGACAGAAACACAGUGGACCCUGGCCUAGUCUGGUCUACACUACUGUUCAAAAGUUUGGGGUCACUUAGAAAUGUCCUUCUUUUCGAAAGAAAAGCUAUUUUCUUGUCCAUUAAAAUAACAUCAAAUUGAUCAGAAAUACAGUGUAGACAUUGUUAAUGUUGUAAAUGGCUAUUGUAGCUGGAAACUGCUGAUUUUUAAUGGAACACAUACAUAGGCGUACAGAGGCCCAUUAUCAGCAACCAUCAGUUCUGUGUUCCAAUGGCACAUUGUGUUUGCUAAUCCAAGUUUAUCAUUUUAAAAGGCUAAUUGAUCAUUAGAAAACCCUUUUGCAAUUAUGUUAGCACAGCUGAAAACUGUCGUACUGAUUAAAGAAACAAUAAAACUGGCCUUCUUGAGACUAGUUGAGUAUCUGGAGCAUUAGCAAUUGUGGGUUCGAUUACAGAAUCAAAAUGGCCAGAAACAAAUAACUUUCUUCUGAAACUCGUCAGUCUAUUCUUGUUCUGAGAAAUGAAGGCUAUUCCACGCGAGAAAUUGCCAAGAAACUGAAGAUCUCGUACAACGCUGUGUACUACUCCCUUCACAGAACAGCGCAAACUGGCUCUAACCAGAAUAGAAAGAGGAGUGGGAGGCCCCGGUGCACAACUGAGCAAGAGGACAAAUACAUUAGAGUGUCUAGUUUGAGAAACAGACGCCUCACAGGUCCUCAACUGGCAGCUUCAUUAAAUAGUACCCGCAAAACACCUGUCUCAACGUCAACAGUGAAGAGGCGACUCCGGGAUGCUGACCUUCUAGGCAGAGUUGCAAAGAAAAAGCCAUAUCUCAGACUGGCCAAUAAAAAUAAAAGAUUAAGAUGGGCAAAAGAACACAGACACUGGACAGAGGAAGAUUGGAAAAAAGUGUUAUGGACAGACGAAUCGAAGUUUGAGGUGUUCAGAUCACAAAGAAGAACAUUUGUGAGACGCAGACCAAAUGAAAAGAUGCUGGAGGAGUGCUUGAUGCCAUCUGUCAAGCAUGGUGGAGGCAAUGUGAUUGUCUGGGGGUGCUUUGGUGGUGGUAAAGUGGAAGAUUUGUACAGGGUAAAAGGGAUCUUGAUGAAGGAAGGCUAUCACUCCAUUUUGCAACGCCAUGCCAUACCCUGUGGACGGUGCUUGAUUGGAGCCAAUUUCCUCCUACAACAGGACAAUGACCCAAAGCACAGCUCCAAACUAUGCAAUAACUAUUUAGGGAAGAAGCAGUCAGCUGGUAUUCUGUCUAUAAUGGAGUGGCCAGCACAGUCACCGGAUCUCAACCCUAUUGAGCUGUUGUGGGAGCAGCUUGACCGUAUGGUACGUAAGAAGUGCCCAUCAUGCCAAUCCAACUUGUGGGAGGUGCUUUAGGAAGCAUGGGGUGAAAUCUCUUUAGAUUACCUCAACAAAUUGACAACUAGAAUGCCAAAGGUCUGCAAGGCUGUAAUUGCUGCAAAUGGAGGAUUCUUUGACGAAAGCAAAGUUUGAAGGACACAAUUAUUAUUUAUAUUAAAAAUAAUUAUUUCAAACCUUAUCAAUGACUACAUUUCCUAUGCAUUUUGCUAUAUUUCCUAUUCAAAGUCAUUUCAUGUAUGUUUUCAUGGAAAACAAGGACAUUUCUAAGUGACCCCAAACUUUUGAACGGUAGUGUAUAUCCAACUCCAUAGGAGUUAGCUAUCCAGCACAAACAGAUCUGUGGUGACCAUGCUAGCCCUGGCCUGUUUACCCUGGGCUGUCAAAGAGCUGCCCCCUGCUGUGGGAUGAGCAGUAGCAGAGUAAUAACAGACCAGCGGCUGCUAGGAACCAGCCAUGGAAGCUCAUUAUCUCAUCUGUAACACUGAUGCAAACUCAGCUUACAGUGUAAACAAUGUAGAUCAUGAGACCACACACACAUAGAUUUCUAUGAUAGCUUACACAAUAACACCAAACCAGGUAGAACUUUUUAAAGAACUGUGUUUAAGUUCAAAUGAUUCCAGGAUCCUGAAUGCCAACUUUGCUGGUAUACUGUGAGGACAGCAGGUGUGUGUGUGUCCGGAAUGACCUCUGAACCUCCUCCUCCUCAUAACAUUCUGUUCAUCCCCACCAUCUCAGAGUCACUGUGAUUCAUGUGGUAAUGAAUCAUACUUCACUGGAGAACAUGAUGUAUUAAUGUGCUAUGAUUUAUGACCCUCAAUGAGGUGCUGUUAUGCUAUCUGUUAUCAUGACCUCAGGGCAGACGUCCAAUCAGCCAUCAUUAAGAUAAGGGCUGAAUUACAAAAUGAACUGUAUUUGCAUAGAUAACGAUAUGACUGACUUCUGUACAUAAUGGUGGGUCAGUCAUGGUUCACUUCAUGAUUGGGAUUAAGUCAUUCUAGGUAUAAUGGCAGGAUAGUGUAAAAUUCCAUUCAAGUAUUCAAUAUUCCUUUUAUAGUAAAGAUUUACAGUUAGAGAUUUGCUCUUAAAAGAAUAUCCAGCACUGCAUAUUAGCAACUUCAAUUAGUAGCCCAGUUCUCUUUAGUUAUCAGCAGUCUUCUUUGACUCUGCCACAAAUUAUUACCCAUCUUUCAGAGCUACACACUGGCCCCUCUGAGAGUUACCCCUGCUGCUAUCCUCUUUGACUGGGUUAAUUUUGUAUACAGAUCUACCAUAUACACUAUAUAUACAAAAGUAUGUGGACACCCCUUCAAAUUAGUGGAUUCGGCUAUUUCAGCCACACCCGUUGCUGACAGGUGUAUAAAAUAUAGCACACAGCCAUGCAAUGUCCAUAGACAAACAUUGGCAGUAGAAUGGCCUUACUGAAGAGCUCAGUGACUUUCAACGUGGCACCAUCAUAGGAUGCCACCUUUCCAACAAGUCAGUUCGUCAAAUGUCUGCCCUGCUAGAGCUGCCCGGGUCAACUGUAAGUGCUGUUAUUGUGAAGUGGAAACGUCUAGGAGCAACAAUGGCUCAGCCGCGAAGUGGUAGGCCACACAAGCUCACAGAACAGGACCGCUGAAGCCCGUAAAAAUCGUCUGUCCUCGAUUGCAACACUCACUACCUGAGUUCCAAACUGCCUCUGCAAGCAACAUCAGAGAGUAGAGUAGAGUAUUACUUUAUUAAUCCCAACUUGGGAAAUAGUUUUUUAUCACAGCAUGCAUCAUUAAUGACUUACAAUGACAGGACAACCAACAAUAACCAACCCAUGAUAAAAAUAAGAAGAAGAAGAAGAAAAAACAUAUUAAGACACAUAAAGGCACAUGCAGAAACCAUAGUAUCCCUAAAAGAAUAGUCUGAUUCAAGUGCUGUUUUCUAUCCUACUCUGGGGGGAAACACGCAACAACAUUUUCCAAUAGAAAGACCUCAUAAAACAGUUAAUCAAUUACACUCAUUUAGGGCUGUCACCGUAUAUAUUUUUCCAUAUAUAGACACACCCUAUGUGUUUUAAUAAAAUCAACUAUAUGCAUUGAGCUAGUUUACGGUUUGAUGAAAUAAGACAAAUGCCUCACCAGGGUGCCAGAGAUCCAGAUAACCAGAAGAAAAAAACCUUAACCUGACCCAACUAUUCUCCUCCCGCUCCUGCUGGCUUUCGCAGAUUCUACCAUUACUCUCCCGAAGAAGACGGUAAUAGGCUACACGAGGAGUUAGCAACAUUUCUCAUGUUGAAUGCCAAUGUAUCUUAACAUGUCUACCGAUCUGCGUGCCAGUUAUGGUUUUCAUAUGCACAUUUUCGGGAAACAGUUUAAUUUAAUUUAUAAUAAUGUCUUCACAUCUCAAUCAUUGUCAUGUGGUUAAUCAAAAUUAUAUCCAAAUCUAAAUGAAAACUAUACAAACCUAAAAAGUAACUUCUAUUGCCAUUGCCAACUAUGUAAAAAUAGCCUACAUAAAGCCAACAAAUAAAAACAUUGCAGCCUGCAGGUAGAAAAUAUCCUGAUAAAAAUAAAUAUCCUAUAAAUCACAUUAGCUACACAUGGCCUGUCUGCAACGAAUUUGAAACAUUGUAUCAACUAUUAAGUUGGAUCCAGCCCCGAAGCUUGCGCUAGCGAACUUCUAACAUUGUAUAAAAUAUUCUGGGCCCUCAGUUUACCCGCCGGUGAGCUCCGCUGUAGGCUAUUUGCGCAAGGGAUUAGAAGCGGAGCUGAGUACCGGCACCUCAAAUGUUCUACUGCUUGAGCUUCUGUUCAUCUUAUAGAAUAUUAGCUCAAAAGUAUUGUGGAGCUCCUGCACCUAAUUAUAAACAGUAGCAGCACCCAACAUGAGUACCGGAACCUAUUUCAGUCCAUGUCAAGCACUGAUAAGAAGUAAUCAGGUGGGCCUAUUUUAUGACGUUUCCACUGGAUCAGAGCAUGGCAUUUUUCGCUUUCAUGCUGAGUGGUUAUCUAAAGGGAGAGAGCUGGAAAGAUUUUUCAGGGAGCCUAUAGGCCUACAUCUAUGCGUGCGCGUCCUUACUCAACAUUGACAGGAGCGCUCCAAACAAAAGACAAUGACUAAAUUGACAAAACUAAUAAACCAAAACUUGUUUCUCACAAGUGUAGCACAGGUUGUGCACUCUGUAAACAAUGUGUCCACUCAGACAAUGAGAACGGGAAGACUGGAAUACUAAUAUUGAAUGCAUUAAAAUAAUUACCGUGACCAAAGUAACAAACAUUGUAGAUUAGAAAUUAUAGGAAUUAACGGUAAAUGUACUACUGGUGAUAUAUGUAAUGGGGAAUUGAUAUACACUAACAAUCAAGCGCAAACAAUUCACACAAUGAAGUUAUGAAACAAUGAAUGUGCACAAAUUGACGGGAGAGAGCGCAUUCUGGAGAGAGAAGUGCAUUCUGCAUCUAGGUGCAUGGUCAAUCUGACAUCUGCAUUGGCCAUGCAGCAUUUACGGUGAUAUGGCCUCAGCAGAAGUCAGGGCAUUCAUACUUCUUGCGCUUCACGGAGCAGUGCAGAGCUGUUGUCAAGGAAGUGAGUUUGUGUUUAUACAGGAUGUACCACCCCCACCUACCAUCAACCAAUCAUGUCAAUGCAGAGCUAUACAGAGCCCUCAUCAUUGUUACAAAAUUUGGGAGGUGCAUGGUGAUGCGGUACAGAGCUCGAUUUUGCCUCUGCAUGCCUCUGGAGGCUCCGCAAUUGCCUCACACCCUCCAUAUGGAGCCUCCGACCACAUUUUCGGAUCAAGCAUAAAUUGGCUUUUAGUUUAGGCCUUUGCAAUGGAUGAAUUCACUGAGAUGGGCACAUAUAUACUGCUCGACUAAAACAAUCAACAGCCUAAUGAUUAAACAAUCGUCCAGUCGACUAAUUGGGGUCAGCCCUACACUCAUUAAAAAGCCUCAUGGCUGUGGGUAAAAAUGACUGCCUAAACCUCUCAGUGGUUUAGACAGGAUGAACCUGCUACUGAAGCUGCUCCUGUGUUGCAUUAGAGUGCUGUGGAGUGGUCAGCACAAUAACUGUUCAUAGGGAGCUUCAUGAAAUGGGUUUCCAUGGCCGAGCAGCCGCACACAAGCCUAAGAGUGGUGUAAAGCUCGCCGCCAUUGGACUCUGGAGCAGUGGAAACGCGUGCUCUGGAGUGAUGAAUCACACUUCACCAUCUGGCAGUCCGACAGACAAAUCUGGGUUUGGCGGAUGCCAGGAGAACGCUACCUGCCCGAAUGCAUAGUGCCAACUGUACAUUUUGGUGGAGGAGGAAUAAUAGUCUGGGGUUGUUUUUCAUGGUUUGGGCUAGGCCCCAUAGUUCCAGUGAAGGGAAAUCUUGAUGAUUCUGUGCUUCCAACUUUGUGGCAACAGUUUGGGGAAGGCCCUUUCCUGUUUCAGCAUGACAAUGCCCCCAUGCACAAAGCGAGGUCCAUACAGAAAUCGUUUGUUGAGAUCGGUGUGGAAGAACUUGACUGGCCUGCACAGAGCCCUGACCUCAACCCCAUCGAACACCUUUGGGAUGAAUUGGAACGCCAACUGCAAGCCAGGCCUAAUCGCCCAACAUCAGUACCCGACCUCACAAAUGCUCUUGUGGCUGAAUGGAAGCAAGUCCCCACAGCUAUGUUCCAACAUCUAGUGGAAAGCCUUCCCAGAAGAGUGGAGGCUGUUAUAGCAGCAAAGGGGGGACCAACUCCAUAUUAAUGCCCAUGAUUUUGGAAUGAGAUGUUCGACGUGCAGGUGUCCACAAACUUUUGGUCAUGUAGUGUAUCUACCUUCACUUUAAAUUUGACUUAGCCACUGAUCGAUAAUCCCUGCUUGUCCACGUGUGAGAGAUCCCUUACCGUAAUCUCUGCACUUUGAUAAUGGAAAGUUAAAAGGAUAUAUGGAAAGAGGCUGAUAAAGGGAUUUCUAUGACAGUGGGUUGAUGUGAAGAGCACUGUUUUAAGUCAUCCUGUUUGUCUAAGAAGAGCUCUUCUCUUAAGUGUGAUGUCCCAUGUGACUGAUGCAAUAUCUCCAGUGUUGGUGUAACAGUGAACACAGACACACAGGAGGCUCAUUUGACUGUAAACGGUCCUGGGGAAAAAUAGUUCAAUCAAUUAUCUCUGACCAAGUGUUUCUGAUGAAACUUCAGAUAUGUCAAGUGGCUAUGGAAGUCUUUCAGUAAAUUGCUUAUUUAAACUUGUGCGUCUCUGAUAAGUGUUUGUGCGUGUGACUGUUGUGUUUCUGUGGCCUGUUUAGACUUGGCUGUCUAGUCUCAGUGGUGUCUGUUGAAGUGUAAACGUCUGUGGUUAGGCUCUCUGAAAAGUCAGUUCAGUCUGUGCCCAUGCUAUAAAAGGAUACGAUUGUGAUCCACACAGCAGCAGAAAGAUGAACGGAUGAAAGCUGUGGGAGAAAAGUUUGUGCAGAAAAGCAGCGAUUUUCCCUCCUCUUUUGGAGUUUUGAAGGGCUGGUGUAUGUGUCUCUAUAUCCUCCCUUCCUCCUUGUCAGACGGCUCCCCUGAGCCCCUCUCUCUGUGCUUUGGCACUAGAAGUCACCUCCUUUGGUGUGCGGCAGGCAGGUACACAACAGGAGCAGCUCUCCCUCUCAGAGCUGUUGAACUUUUCGGGAGGGGAAGAAAGGGAAGGAGAAGAUUAAAAACAGCCCUGUGAUGUGGAGUGCCGAGCCGCCUCCUGAGAAUUCCUGGCAUAAUAAUUUAAAUGAUCAAAUGAUACAGAGGAGACUUGUUAGCAGAGAAACCGACUCCUAGUUGGCCCCAUGGGCCCAGCGCUGCUGCACAUGCAUUGCAAAGCAGCUCCUCUGUUGUGCUAAAGAAUCCAGCUUCUUUUUUUUCUGUUCUUUUCAGGAGCAGACUUUUUUUCCACACUUUGUUGGAUUUGUUUAGGUGUAUACUCGGGACUAAAGUGCGUGUCAUAUUCUACUGAAAUCUAUGCUGCUUACUUUUUAAUGAAUUUAUAGGUGAUGCUCUCCAUUGGAUUUGAUCUCAGUAGUUUAGUCUAUUCAUGUCAUUAGGCCCAGCCUGUGAGAUUUUCAAAGGCAUCUCAUUUGAGUGAAUUCCAGAGACACUCUUGGGAACAAUUUCUCAGUGGGAUUCUCAGUCUCCUACUGUUGAUACUGCUGUGCAGGAGAGCAUAUGAUGUACUGUCCUGUACUGUCUCAUGCAGGAUAUGGGAUAGUAGAUAUCUUUUUUUAUAUAGGCUAUUUAAAAAGUUACAUUUUAAACAUCCUGACAUCAGUUGUAUAAUAGGAUAAGUAUUUUGACAGCAGCAACAGCAUAAUUGUGAUAUGUCAUUAUAUUUGAUCAAAUAGAUGGUCAAUGAAAUUCACUUGACUGAAGUGUUGAACUUUUAACUUUCCUAAUAAUGUAACCCACUUCAGCAUCCAAAGCCAUUUUUACAUCAUGUUCAGAUGUACAAGCUCUUGAAUUAUCUCUCAAUAUUAUUUGUGAGUGGCUGUUUUGUGUGGAAUGGGUCAUAGAAAAAUAUCUUGUGUGUUUUUGCUCUCAGACCCAGCUCCCGUGCUGGAGGCCACACACACCCUGGAGGAGAGGCUGCAGCAGCUGCAGAGUUCGGCCCCAGACAGUGAGGCCCUGGUCAGGGAGAUCAGCAGGCACUGGAGGAGACACCUGGAGUGCCUUGACAAGCCAGGUCAGAGCCACAGCCCUCACAGCUCUCACCCCAGAACGGGGCCAGGCCCAGCUCACUGCUGCUUAAUUGUUAAAACAUUUCAAUCUCAGAGAAAAACAUCUAAGAAAGUCACUUUGAUCUACAAAAAUACACUUUAAGCCACAAAAGCAGGGGUUUGAACAGAAAUUACUUUGCAAUUGUUUAGUUCUGAACAGAACACAUUUUUUUUGUCGUUUUGUUCCACUGUUCCGACAUCUUACCUUUUUGUAGUUAAUACAGUGCAUUCGGGAAGUAUUCAGACCCCUUCCCUUUUCCCACAUUUUGUUAUGUUACAGCCUUAUUCUAAAAUUGAUUAAAUUCAUUUUUUCCCCAUCAAUCUACACACAAUACCCCAUAUGACAACGCGAAAACAGGUUUUUAUAUAUUUUUUCAAAUAUAUUAAAAUAAAAAACAGAAAUACCUUACAUUUACAUAAGUAUUCAGACCCUUUGCUAUGAGACUCGAAAUUGAGCUCACGUGUAUCCUGUUUCCAUUGAUCAUCCUUGAGAUGUUUCUACAACUUGAUUGGAGUCCACCUGUGGUAAAUUCAAUUAAUUGGACAUGAUUUGGAAAGGCACACACCUGUCUAUAUAAGGUCCCACAGUUGACAGUACAUGUCAGAGCAAAAACCAAGCCAUGAGGUAGAAGGAACUGUCCGUAGAGCCCCGAGACAGGAUUGUGUUGAAACACAUCUGGGGAAGGGUACCAAAAAUUAUCUGCAGCAUUGAAGGUCCCCAAGAACACAGUGGCCUCCAUCAUUCUUAAAUGGAAGAAGUUUGGAACCACCAAGACUCUUCCUAGAGCUGGCUGCCCGGCCAAACUGAGCAAUCGGGAGAAGGGCCUUGGUCAGGGAGGUGACCGAGAACCCGAUGGUUACUCUGACAGAGCUCCAGAGUUCCUCUGUGGAGAUGAGAGAUCCUUCCAGAAAGACAACCUUCUCUGCAGCACUCCACUAAUCAGGCCUUUAUGGUAGAGUGGCCAGACGAAAGCCACUCCUCAGUAAAAGGCACAUGACAGCCCGCUUGGAGUUUUACCAAAAGGCACCUAAAGGACCCUCAGACCAUGAGAAACAAGAUUCUCUGGUCUGAUGAAACCAAGAUUGAACUCUUUGGCCUGAAUGCCUAGCAUCACGUCUGGAGGAAACCUGGCACCAUCCCUACGGUGACGCAUGGUGGUGGUAGCAUCAUGCUGUGGGGAUUUUGUUUUACCUGCAGGGACUGGGAGACUAGUCAGGAUUGAAGGAAAGAUGAACGAAGCAAAGUAAAGAGAGAUCCUUGAUGAAAACCUGCUCCAAAGCUCUCAGGACCUCAGACUGGGGCGAAGGUUCACCUUCCAACAGGACAAUGACCCUAAGCACACAGCCAAGACAACGCAGGAGUGGCUUCAGGACAAGUCUCUGAAUGUCCUUUAGUGGCCCAGCCAGAGCCUGGACUUGAACCCAAUCAAACAUCACUGGAGAGACUUGAAUAUAGCUGUGCAGCGACGCUCCCCAUGCAACCUGACAGAGCUUGAGAGGAUAUGCAGAGAAGAAUGGGAGAAACUCCCCAAAUACAGGUGUGCCAAGCUUGUAGCGUCAUAACCUAGAAGACUUCAACAAAGUACAGAGUAAAGUGUCUGAAAACAUAUAAAUGUGAUUUCAGUCUAAAAACCUGUUGCUUUGUCAUUAUGGGGUAUUGUGUGUAGAUUGAUGAGGAAAAAAACACUUUAAUCAAUUUUAGAAUAAGGCUGUAACGUAACAAAAUGUGGAAAAAGUCAAGGGGUUUGAAUACUUUCCGAAUGCACUGUAAAUCCAAUGUGAAACGUGAUAGCUGUAGUAUCCUUAACUAGCAUUGAAAAAGAUAAUCCUUUCUUCUCUAAUAAAAAAUCUCUCCCUAAUUUCUGAAUCACGCUUGUAACAUCAGUGGGCUACAGUAGCCUACACACGCACACCCACUGGUAAAGAUGUUCAGCUGGCAGGCAGACACUGGUAUACGUUUCUGUGUGACAGAGUGAGAGAUUUGCGUAGGCGCUUUGUUGCAUUUUUCUUUUGUGGGACUGGAAAAAAAUCCCCACAACGUAAAAAAACCCUGUUAUUAACAGGUUCCCACGCUUUUAAAAUAACGGUUCCGGAACAGUAUAGCUCACUUUCGUUCCUGAUUUUGAUUCUGGUCCUUGAAAAAUGGCUUUCUUUUCCGUUUUUCGGUUCUGUUCCCUGAACCUUUUCCAACCCCAGCACACAAGGAUGUCUCUGUUCCAUGCACUCUCUCUGUGGCCCCUCACCUCAGAUGACCACAGCUCUCAUAUGUACUCCUCUCCCUCUCUUCUCCGCUCUUCUCCACAGACGACACAGAAGAAGGCCCAGCAGCAGUCUCAGGAGCUGGGGAGGCAUCGAGCCGGACAGCCUGCGUGAUGACUCCCAACAGCAAACAGGCCUUCAGAGCCACAGGCUCACCUCAGCAGAACCACCAGAUCCAGAGCCAGACAGAGGGGUGAGAAACACAGGCCUGGUCCUCGCCUCCUUCACACCCCUGUGAACAUGAUAUGAUGUGUAUAAUCAAAACAAAAAUUAGAACAGCCCUCACCCCGUCAUACUGUACAAUGAAAAUAGAUCAGGAUGUAAUCACAUUUAAACCUUAAACUAAUAAGUGGAAACAGAAUGCAAUGCAGUAUUGUGUGCUGUAUUCCUGAGAGUCUAUGAAAGUUUGGUCAUUACAUUUACAUUUACGUCAUUUAGCAGAUCUUAGACAUUGUGUCUCUCUCAUAGGGAGGUCGAAGACACAGAUGCCACUCUGGCCGACAGACUGGGUGAAGCCGAGGAGAGGAUCAAAGUGCUGCAUUCAUGUGAGUAUUUUUGUCCGAUGGUCCUUUUUGGACACUGUGAGGAGAAAGGACAUCAUGACUAAUGCCCUUCCUUUAUCUCUCUAGCUCUGAGUACAGCCCAGACAGACCUGCUGGACCUGCGGUGUAAAUACGACCAGGAGAAGGCCAACAAGUAAGAGCCUGCUUGUUUCUCCACUCUAUCGCUGUUCAAGUAACCAACUCAGCCUAUGUCCAUAUUGUCCUCUAUGCUGCUUCUCUAACAUGUUCAUUGCCAUCAUUCACUCUACUCAUGGUCUCUCCAUAUACACUACUGCAUGUCCCUACUCAGCCCACCUAUACAUACACCACUAUGCUCAGCCUUCUCUCUUUAGCCAUGCUGUCUCUACCCUAAUCCACACAUGGUCACUCCCCCACUGUAAUGUACCCAUUUCCAGUCUGAAUGUAGUUGAUGAUCCCUGAUUAAGGAAUAGGGAGCCAUUUGGGACGUUACCAUGGUGAGACUCACUGACUAAUGCAGGUCUAUGGAUGGGAGAGCUCUGUGUUGGCCUCCUCUGUCUGGCAGCCAGAGCCUUGCCUUGACAGGCCUCAAGAAGAAUGGCUCCAUUUAAAGAUUGCUCCAGAAAACAUUCUACCAUGUCCUGGAUCUGUGAGCGCUAUGUAUCCAGCUCAACGGUUGAAAUGAAUAUGAAGUUGUAUGAAGGAUGUCGAUAGACAUUAAAAGUAAACACUCCUUUGUUUGGGUUGUGCUGCGAACGGAGCACAGUGAGCCGGCGCUAAUGGAUUUUCUCCCAGGCUUAAUCCAUGGUGGAAUUGAACUGGAGUUUCCAGACCCACUGCCAUCCAUUCUGCUGGAUUUAAAGCAUUUUCCAUUUGACUCCCCUCUCAUGUUCAGUAGCUGUUCACAGUGAAAGCUCUUUAGCUCUCUGUGAGGGGAGAGGAAGGAUGGUUGUGUGUUGGUGUUCGGGCCACAGGGCCUGUGCUUCAUUUGUGAAUGGCUGGGUUUGUAGUUAGUGAGUAGGUAAUGAGGAAUACAUCCUAUAGGGGUUGACAUAUGAGUGGUAGUUGUCCUCAACUGACUGUAGUAGUCUAAUAGGAAUACUAAAGACACAACCCCCUGGCCCAUAAUCACCACUACCCCUCUCUCAGGACUCAUCCCCAUGGCUCUGUGACGCCAACUUUAUCUCUUCUUACUCUCACUGACUUUUUCCUUGAUGUUGAUAAUUAGGGUCAUUUGGCUACUUUGGCUGAUUUGAGUACCUGAACAGGUAAUCAAUACAAAGCAUUUUUCCAUACUGCACAAGCUCAUUAAAUCUGUAUGUGACACCUGUUACCUUUUUCUGUCAAUGUGGUCCCAUCCAUCCUAGGCUUAUUGACGUGGUCUGGACACUGCCCAGAGCCCUAUGAGUCUUGGACUUUACACCAGUGCAACACUACUACUAAUUAAUAUGGAGAAAUAUUGGCUGAUUGGGGCUUUUAAAGGUCCUGAAUUUGGGGUUCUAACUAUUGUUAACCCCACAAAAUGUUGGAAAGCAAUGCUUUGUGACUAUUCAGAAUGGGUGAUGAGUUAAGUUGUUUGUGCCAUUAAUCUUCCUAAAGCAAGCCCAUAAUAACCAGCAGUGAGAUGAAGGGGACUGUGGGGGCAGACGGAGGUGAGAAAGAACAUGGUUGGUUUGAAAAGAGUUUGUUUGAUAGUGAACAAGAUCUAUGAUUUGCUCUCACAAACACAUGUAGUGAAUUGGAAAGGGAUUUCUUUGUCCUGAAAAACUCCAGAAAUCUAUGUGCAUAUUUUAAUCAAUCUCACAAUCCUCAUUAAUUCAUUUUUCUCCACCUUUUGAAAAUCAAGUCCCAUGUGUCUAAAAAGAAACAGUUGAACCUCAAACAAACCUCAUGAAUAAUCUGGCUGAGCUGCUAUUUAAAUUAGACUCCUCUGAUUGUUAGAUGAAUGGAGGCAUGUAGGAAUGGAAUCUCCAAAGAACUCUGAGUAGGGAUCAGACAGGCAGUCCAUUUCUGUCUGGUUUGGUUGUAUUGUAGGGCGCUAUGUGAGGACUGUGAUUUACUGUGAAUCGUGUAAGAAAAGGGUGUUGCCCUACAUUGAGGUCAAGGAGGGUGUAUAAAUCAUGCUAGACUAUGAGAUAGCCCCCUCAGUAACCCACUGGCUGGUUCUGUGUGUGUGUUCCAGGGCGGAGGAGGUCAGCGUGAUCAUGACCAACCUUGAGAAGGCGAACCAGGUGAGUGAGACAUGCCGUCCUGUAGGCAGCACUCUGAUUGAGAUGCUCAUUCAUUACGGUAAUCAAGCCUCCUGUUUAAUUAGACACCCUGCAUCCUGCAGCCCCCGUCCCCCCUGCCUCCCACUCCCCUGCCUCCCCCUCCCUGAGCCCCUGUGAUUAGAGGCGGAAAACCCUGGCCCCCGUCUGUGGGUGCUCCACGGCGCCACGGCAACACUCAAUAGAGGACAGGAGAGACUGCCGAGCGCGAUUGAUGUCGGAGUGCCAUGCGCUGGGGCUCUUACUUACCUCAUUGCCUUGAUUGCUAUCUUUCCUUCCUAGUGAUUUCUAUUCUCUCUCUCCUUAUCUCUAUCAUUUUCCUCUAUUUCCUCUCUCUCUCUCUCUCUCUCUCUCUCUGUCAUUCGCUCUCUAUCCUACCUUCUCUCUCUCUCUCUCUGUCAUUCGCUCUCUAUCCUACCUUUCUCUCUCUCUCUGUCAUUCGCUCUCUAUCCUACCUUCUCUCUCUCGCUCUCUCUCUCUCUGUCAUUCGCUCUCUAUCCUACCUUUCUCUCUCUCUGUCAUUCGCUCUCUAUCCUACCUUCUCUCUCUCUCUCGCUUUCUCUCUCUGUCAUUCGCUCUCUAUCCUACUCUCUCUCUCUGUAAUUCGCUCUCUAUCCUACCUUCUCUCUCUCUCUCUCUUUCUCUCUUUCUCUCUCUGUCAUUCGCUCUCUACCCUACCUUCUCUCUCUCUCUCUCUUUCUCUCUCUGUCAUUCGCUCUCUACCCUACCUUCUCUCUCUCUCUCUCUCUCUCGCUCUCUUUCUGUCAUUCGCUCUCUAUCCUACCUUCUCUCUCUUUCUCUCUCUGUCAUUCACUCUCUAUCCUACCUUCUCUCUCUCUCUCUCUGUCAUUCGCUCUCUAUCCUACCUUCUCUCUCUCGCUCUCUCUCUCUCUGUCAUUCGCUCUCUAUCCUACCUUCUCUCUCGCGCGCACUUUCUCUCUCCGCCAGCAGCUCUUAGAUAAAUGUUCUCAAUAUGAAUCAUUAAUUAGCAGCCAGAGUGUGACAGAGCAGGUAAACAGUUUGGGAAGAAAGUGCGCUGACUAAACAGUCUUCUCAGCAAAAUGGAGUGGUGGGCCUUGUCUCAACCCCCUCCUCUAUUUCUUUUUUUGCUGAGGGUCUGUCCUCAGAUUUAUCUUUCUGUUCUCUUCAGGACCAGUUAAUCUGUAUAUCUGCUGAGUGACUGACAUAUUGGUUGUGUCAGUGUUUUGUUGUGUGAGUUGUAAUGCUGUGAUGUUUGGUUGUAGAAAGCGGAGAUGGCCCAGAGGCAGGUGGAAAGGCUAAAGGAACAGCUGGCCAGUGCCCGGAGCACCACCCCAGGCAGCUAUAAUCCACCAGAGGGCACUAGUGGGGUAAGACGAGACCACAUCCACUUCCUCUUCAGAUCAAUGUGUUCCUCGAUUUAUUCCCCUUCAAAUUCAUUGACAGGGAGUCAAGUCAAGCUUCACAUCAUGGAUCUUUUAAGUGUGUGAAUUCUGGAUGGCAGAAUAUUUGUCUUUUUGAAAAGGGAUGAUCACCUUCCAUUAAUUUACCCUUCAGUGUCUUUUACUCUCUUUGACUUUCUUUCUCUCUCACACCUGGUCUUUCUUUCUUCCACUUAGGAGAGGGAUGAGAAGGGCGAUGUGUUGCCAUCCAAGUUGGAGGCUAAGCUGAUUGCUAAAGACCGAGAGAUCCUCAGGCUGUUGGAGAACGUACAGAGACUGCAGUUCGCAUUACAGGAAGUCCAGGACAUCUCAGCCAAUCAGAUAAUAUCGCUGGAACGCCAGCUGGCCUAUAAAACAGAAUCUAUUGAGGUAUGUCCUAUUGCACACACUCAAAUGGCAAGAGGUUCCUUCUUGUUAGUGGAGUUUAGUGAAAUAUGCUUCCUCUCUUUGACUGUUUCAGAGAUUAGAAGCUAAACUGCAAUCCCAGAUGGACUAUGAAGAGAUUAAAACAGAACUCAGGUGACCCACAGUGCUUAAGAAGAGACUACUAAUCGUAUUACACCAUCUUAUAUACAGGAACACAAUAUAACAUUCUUACUGUGUUUUUUUUCCUCUUGUAGUAUCCUGAAGGUAAUGAAGCUGGCCUCAGCGAAUGGUAGCUCGUCCCAGGUGAGAUAUUUACUGACGGUCUGCUGUGUAUUGCCUGGUUGUUCAUAGCCCAGUAUAAAACAAAGUAGUUUGUUUCUUAACAAAACAGAUUUUUGUUUUCCUCUAAAUGUUCCACUGCAGUCAGGGAAGGAAAAGUACAGCAGUGCCAUUGAAUGUCUCAGUGAGCGUCAUCCGAGCGUCAUCCAUUGUAAGGAUAUCUACAGCCACUAUAAUUGAUACAUCGGAAUUGAACAGCCUGUGUGUGUGUGUGUCACCAGAACUCUGCCAAGGCUGCAGAGGCUCUUUUGCGGGACAAAGAGGCCUUUCUUCCCUCUCACAAAUACCUGAUGGAUAAGGCCAGAGUCUUACGCAACAAUGGUGAGGCAACAGUGUCUAUGGCCUCGAAAGCAGCAAAACCGUGAUGUAUCAUGGGUACAUUGUGACUGACUGAUAUACAAAUCAUAUUCAGUAGUUAUUUAUGAUGCAAGGUGAUUUGUAGAUCAGUGAGUCCGUCUCGACUCGCCUUCUAAGUCAGAUGGAAUGUCGAAUGCGCCCUAUGUCUAUGACAUCUAAUUGUAGUUCUUGAAAGCUGUUUGUAGUGUUUAGACCUGAGUCUGCACAGUGUAUGUAAACUUCAUGUAGUGUCUGUGUUGGUCCUAUGCAGCUGUAACCCCAGUGGCUGUGAAAGUGCUGCCAAACUGAGUGUGACUGUGUCUGCAGAUGAGGACCAAUCGGAGGAGUCAGGCAGGAAGGGGGGCAGGCCCACAGGGUCCUUCUCCUCAGUCUCCCAGGUGGAUGAGCGUACCUCGGCCAGCCCUUGUCCUCCCACCAUGGACAUCUCCUCCUCUAGCCACGACCUCCCCCGCCCCUUUUCUGUGUCCCCCUGCUCAGGGGGCAGGCUGUCUGCGGACCACGUCCUCCACAAGCAGCUCCUCUGCUCCCCACUCUUCAAGAAGGAAGCCGGCAGCCCCAUCAUGGCCUUCCCCACCGCCCUGUACGCAUCCAAAGCCGCCCUAAUGUCAACCAAUCAGGGACCUGCAGGGGCUGGGGGCAUUGAGGCCGGCCUGCCCAGCGACCAAUCAGAGAGUGGGAGCUCCACCGCGGGCGAUGAUGACCAGUUGGAGACAGCGGAUAUUGCCUUCCAGAUCAAAGAGCAGCUGCUGAAGCACAACAUUGGCCAGCGUGUGUUUGGUCACUACGUGCUGGGCCUAUCACAGGGCUCGGUCAGUGAGAUCCUGGCCCGGCCCAAGCCCUGGAGGAAGCUGACAGUGAAAGGCAAGGAGCCAUUCAUCAAGAUGAAACAGUUCCUGUCUGAUGAACAGAACAUCCUGGCCCUCAGGACCAUCCAGGUCCGACAGAGAGGUGAGUUGGUCUGGACUGGACAGUGGUUAUCCUAAACCACAGAUAUGACAGCAGAUCACUGGGUGUGUCAGGAAAUACUGGACAGGAUCACAGUGCCCAGCCAUGAAAACUCACUUUCUAAACUGAAAGAAUUGCAGGCAUUCAUUUAAAAGUGUUUAAUAGGUGAAAACUAAAGGUUGUCUUCAGAGGUAUUGCGGUAGCAGUAUUUUUAUUUGAGGAUUUUAUUAGUGCUGUGGGAUAGAGCAGAGUUGGCCACUCGGUCUCUCAUGUGUUUUAUUUUUGAAAGGCUGGUGGUUUAGUUUCUCUGCGUUUAAACCUUUUAAUCCCCUUGGCCCGCACCUCAAACUUCUUCAUGGCUUCCUCUCCCAUGUUUGUUGUGUUACUUUUAAACUUAGUUUUCUCCCCAAAUUUCAGUGCUUUUUAAAGUUGAGCUUGCCGUAUACUGCAACCUCAGAUGCCAAGAUCUCAAAGGCAGCCAUUGAUCUAACAGUCAAAAACAAGGCCUUGGAACUGCCCUCUGAUCAGCCAUCCCACUCACUCACCUCCUCUCUCUGAUACCCUCUCUGUGGCAGGGAGCAUCACUCCUCGCAUCCGAACUCCUGAAACUGGGUCAGACGACGCCAUCAAGAAUAUCUUGGAGCAGGCCAAGAAGGAGAUCCAGUCCCAGAGAGGGUGGGUCUGGAACAGGUUAUGCAUCUACUCUUUAUUCAACUGUGCUAGGUCAGGUGACAUUUAGAUUAGCAUUAUUUUGGUGUAUACCUUUUGAGAGCAAUUUGUUUUGAUGGCAGUUUAAGUUUUUGAAGUUGGUGUGGAGUGUGUAUUCAUAGAGUUGUAUGUUGUGACUGUGUGUGGGGUGUGUGUGUGUGUGUAAUGCGCUCUGCAGGUGACAUUAAGUCAUCCCUGGGCAGCCCCUCAGGCAGGAGCAUUAACGGGGCGGGCGGCAGCUCAGAUGACACCAUCAAGAACAUCCUGGAGCAGGCCAGGAGGGAGAUGCAGGCGCAGCAGCAGGCCCUGAUGGAGAUGGAGGUCUGUAGCAGGGCCUCGGCCACCACCACUGGGUCCCAAGUGAAGCGCCUGGGGCUCCCUGAGCCCUCCAAGGGCCUGCCCCUACCCACCUUCAUCAAACAGGAGGAUGGGGGCACGGUGACCGUGUGCAUGGCCAACCCCGUCAGCAGCCCCCAAACCCCCCUCAGUGUCAUCUCCCCCGCCGCCUUCGUCCAGAACAUCAUCCGUAAAGUCAAGUCGGAGAUCGGCGAGGCAGGGAUUUACUUCGACCAGCACUGGUCCGUGGAGCGGGGGCCCAUAGGCAUGGUGGGCGGCGUAGGGGGCAGCAGCUCUCGGCCCUUCACCUCAGUGUCUCCCUCCCUGUCCUCCUCCUCGUCCUCGGGCCCCUCGGCUCUGCCCCGGCCCCAGUUGGAGAACGGAGAGAGUCUGCCCAACAGUGAGGAGGCGUCUGCGGCCGAGGAGGACACUGGCUCGGGGAUGAUGCAGUCUGUGGAGGUGAAGGUGGAGUCAGACGUGUCAGUGAGCGGAGAGUCGACCGGCCCUGGCCGUGGCCUGGCCUACUACCCAUCAUACAUCCCCCGCACCCUGAAGCCCACCGUGCCGCCACUGACGCCCGAACAGUAUGAGAUGUACAUGUAUCGCGAGGUGGACACCAUCGAACUCACCCGACAGGUCAAAGAGAAGCUGGCCAAGAAUGGCAUCUGUCAGAGGAUCUUUGGUGAAAAGGUGUUUGUUCACUUUACUUUGCUGUCCUAACUUCCUUACUUCCUUGUUUUGUCUGUCCAUUGUUUUGGAUGUCUCUUUUAUGCCUUGUAGCAUCAUACAACUAAGUAAUUAGCAAGGCUUCUUUUUAAGUAAAAGAUUAUUAAAGAUAGUUCAUUCUUGAUCACGUGGGAGCAAAGGUGUUUAUUUCUAUAGAUUGCGUGCUACCGUCCUCUAGUGGUUGUAUAUAUGCAACACUUAAAAUAGUAAUGUGGUGAUGUUGUGCCAGUCACUUUUGUUACAUCUCAAACUGAUUUUCGUCUUUAUCAACUUGAGAUUCAUAUUCACAUUAGAAAUAGCUCUUUACUAUUUACUCCUGUUUACUGAGCUGUUUACUCAAUUUUACUUGCUGACUUGCUGUUUCUGGUGUCCUCCCCAGGUGCUGGGUCUGUCUCAGGGCAGUGUGAGUGACAUGCUAUCUCGGCCCAAACCCUGGAGCAAGCUGACCCAAAAAGGCAGGGAGCCCUUUAUCCGCAUGCAGCUGUGGCUGCUGGACCAGCUGGGACAAGGACUCACCCAGCUCCCCAGCCAGAGCCUCUCUCAAGGUGGGCCACUCCACAUCACACUGCAACUUGGACACAUCUAUUUUAUAGAAGUAAUACUUUGUAUACUUUUAAGUUAUGGUCAAAUCAGUUGAAUAGAGAAGGUCUCUUUGCUUCUUUAUCUGUUGCUCUAACUGAUGAUAUGGACCUCUGACUUCCGCCCAUAGAUAAAAGCCCAGUGACGGCCCAGUCGUCGCCCUCCCCGCCCCCCAGCCCAGAGGAGAGCCACCCCAGCCCACUGGUGGAGCCUGUCAGCCUGACCCUGGAGAGCAGCAAGGAGAACCAGCAGCCUGAGGGCCUAGUGGCCCCCCGCCCAGAGGGAGGGAAGUCCACCCCCAGUCUGCUGUCCCUCCACCAGCCCCACACCCCGCUGGGCAUCCAGGAGCUGGUGGCCAUGUACCCAGAGUUGGACACAUACGCUAUCACCAAGAAAGUCAAGGAGGUACUAACAGACAACAACUUAGGUGAGUCUGUUGGUGUCACUGGAUAUGGGUUUUAGAAAUGAGUGUCUAUGUUGUGGUGAGUUAUUGAUAUGUGUUGUGGUUUUGUCUGACCACCUGACUAGGAAAAACCCUGAGUCUUAGUUAUGGCAUGUGUCCACUAGGUCAGCAGUGUUUAAACAUAUCUACUUUGUGUGCUCUGUUUGGGGAAAUGUGUGUCAAGGUGUGUGUUGUUUACACCGUUGUUUGUGUGUGUGCGCUAGGCCAGCGGCUGUUUGGGGAGAGUAUACUGGGCCUCACCCAGGGCUCAGUGUCAGACCUGCUCUCCAGGCCCAAGCCCUGGCACAAACUCAGCCUCAAAGGCAGGGAGCCUUUCGUCCGCAUGCAAUUGUGGCUCAACGACCCGCACAAUGUGGACAAGCUGAGGGACAUGAAGAAGAUGGAGAAGAAAGGUUGGUCUAUUUACAGCAUGUUAUCUGGUGUUCUGUUAUCAGGGUUUGCAUGUUAGCAGUAUGUGUAUUUACUGUACCUGCUCAUGUACCCAUGGAUGGAUGUACAGCAGCUAUACUGUGUGAUGUACUGAUUCAUGUUAUUCCAUGCGUCAUCAUUGAAUUCUCUAUAACUCUUUCUCUCUCUGUGUUGUCCUCCCAGCCUAUCUGAAGCGGCGGUAUGGGCUGCUGAGUACCGGCUCAGAUAGUGACUCUCCCAGCGCACGCUCUGAGUGUGUGAGCCCGGCCCUGGCCUCCAUAGACCUGUGUCCCUACAGCCAGGUGAAGAAGCCCAGGGUGGUGCUGGGGGCUGAGGAGAAGGAGGCUCUGAGGAAGGCCUACCUCCUGGAGCCAUACCCCUCCCAGCACACCAUCGAGAUGCUGGCCUCCCAGCUCAACCUCAAAACCAAUACAGUCAUUAACUGGUUCCACAACUACAGGUCAGACAUGGCAUCAGAUCCCCACCCCCAGAGAGAAUAAUUACAUUUGAUCAAUACAGUACAUGGAAUUACUAACGGAAUACUUGGAUGCUUGUUUUGGAUGAAUGAAAUACAUGACUCCUUCUAACUGUUCAUUUGAUUGUUGUGUUUUUCUAAGCAGGUCCAGGAUGCGACGAGAGGUCCUCAUGGAGGGUCUCCAGGACAACGACACGGACGCAGAACACCACAGCUACUCUCCCUCGGCCACACAGAGCCCCACCUCAGAUGGGGAUGAGAGGGGGCUGCUGCACCCCUCUGGACGCACCCACCCCAUCCGUCCCCUCAGCGCCAACACACCACUGCCUCAUGUCAAACAGGAGGACGAGGGAGAGGAGGAGGAGAGGGACGGCUACAUCAGACAGUCUAAGAUCCAGUGUUUCUCUAUGGGCGUCCAGUUCCCUCAGUUGAAAACAGAGCAUGAGGACCUGAUAGGUGGCUGCCAAGAGCUCCACCUGGCUCCACACUAUCCUCAGAGCCUGAGGCAGGAAGAAGGGAUGAGUAGCCAGGCUCAGGGGCUCUUCCACGGGGCGCUCUCCCUAGAUGGCCCCCAGAGAGCCAGUCAGUCCAGGCAUGAGGGUGACAACUCCAGCAAGUCUCCUGUGGACCCGGUCAGUUUCAAGGCAUCAUCGGUGCCCUGCCGCAGAAGCCUGGAGGUCUCCCUCAACUCCCCCUCCGCUGCCUCCUCACCCGGCCUCAUGAUGUCUGUGUCCCCUGUCCCGUCUUCCUCUACACCCAUCUCCCCAUCCCUGCCCAACCCACCUACCACAAGCACCAACCACAGCCUGGACCCUAACCCCCUGCCUCCCAUCCAGAGCCCCAAGCCCAACAGGAGUGUUCAGAGACGCACCGAGAAAAUGGCCAACCUCAACAACAUCAUCCAUAGGCUGGAGAGAGCAGCUAACCGGGAGGAGACCCUGGAGUGGGAAUUUUAGGCCCCACCCUCCCUCCACAUUUCCUCAGUCCUGCUGACUCACACCGCACAUGGGAGACUAUCAAAGAGAAGCUUCCGGAACACAUGGAGUGGAGCCUGGCUCCUCAAGGCCUGUCCUCCCUGUCUGAUCACACUAAAUAA
Molecule: messenger RNA, 26775 nt
Organism: Coregonus sp. 'balchen'
Lineage: Eukaryota; Metazoa; Chordata; Actinopteri; Salmoniformes; Salmonidae
Source: the annotation of a GenBank genome assembly